AGGGGACGCUCGUGUCGACCGGUCUCCCAAGCAAAACCACGCGAUCUUUACAAACUAGUGCAAUAUUCAAAACAACUCGAAUUGCUCACACCGUGUUCCACUUGUUACAUUUGAACUUUUGUUUCGUUAGUGAUUUGUUUUAUUCGUGUUAUCAUUACAUUGCUUUAUUCAAAUGUUUUACGUUUCUAGUGUUUGUGCAGACUUUUCGUGAACACUGGAUCACAUUUAGCUAACUUACGUUGCAGGAACAUUAUCAUCUGUCAGAGAGAUAACAGCAGCCUUAUUAGGUACAUCACUUCCACGAAGAGUUGAAAUUGGGUACCUCGAUUUCCGGCUCAGGUUGACCGCUAGGACGGUGAGCGGCGACAGCUUGAUGGGGCGGUGACGCAGCAUGCGCCGAGUGCCGCUCGCCGCUGUACUGCGGCUGCUCUUGCUGGCAGGUGGCGCCAACUUUGUCAAUCCGUACAAUAGUGACGCUGUUGACCUCAACCAAGUAUGGGUGGACAUACCAAUGUCGCUCGUUGCACUUGGCGGCGAUGUACGAAUACACGUCCACGGCGUAUCCGGCACUUCCUCGCUGAGGGUCCAGCUCGCACGAGAAGACGACGACGGCAAACUCCAACUUGCUACCAUCCCCCUCGCUCUCGACUCGGAGAGCCGGAUGACCCUCCCCUGCGGAUAUUUCUCAAGAGGGGGCACUUAUUAUCUAGAAAUAAUAUCCGAUGCUAAAGAUAACUUCGUGGAGGACUAUGAUGCUACUAAUUCUAGUGACAAUUUUAGAGUCAAGAGAGAUGAUGGUGGGAUAAUAGAAACUGGUGAUAGUGUUGUCAAGUCUUGGAAGUUCGAUGUGUUGUGGCCUUCAGCCAAGUUGGAUGUGACUCCGGAGCAGAUUCAGACGUACCCUGAGAGGCAGGUGACUGCUAUCCUAGAGUUUCCGAGGGUAGUGUGUACCCCUGUGGAGUCGAGUGCAGACUUUUGGUUAGAACUGUUGUAUUGUGGACAUUCUAGUGGUGGUGCUGUGUUAUGUGAUGGCAAGAAUACGAGCUCGCAUGCUCACGUCUUAUAUUCUGAACAGAUGCACGGGUUUCCUGGCAGAAGAACGAUGACGCUGCGUUGUGAGCUAUUCGGGCAGGCUGGAGACUAUGCGUUGACCUUAAGGCCAGCAGCUGCAGCUGGUCCACAAGACUUGGCAGCUGCAUUUAUUAAGGCGGAUUGGUCAGAACAAUUUGUUCUGAAUGUCCACGGCGGUUCAGUGCUGCCGUGCGGUGACGGGGUACGGGUUCUGUUCCAGUAUCCGGAGUGCGUGCUCGAUGGUGCUGAUAGAGUCAGGGUUUUUGGUCGUGAUGCAGACAGGCUCCGAUACGUGGCUGAAAGACGGGUCAGAAGGGGUCAACAUACAGCGUCAUUCGACUGUCGACUGUUCAGUGAACGUUACCCAGAGUACUGCUUCGUGUAUGUGUCUCAGGCUGUAACAGGGGCGGUUGCUGAUGUGAGGAUGGACUGCUUACCAACAUCUCCACUCUCAGCAGACGGUGGAGCGGGUGGAUGGGGCGAGUGGUCCCCGUGGUCAGCGUGCCCCGCGCCCGCGCGGUGCUCCACGCGGACCCGCAGCCGCCACAGAUUCUGUGAUUCCCCGGCCCCGGCCUACGGGGCCAAAUAUUGUGAGGGUAAUGCAGUGCAACUAGCAGCUUGUGAGUGCACUGCACCGACUUGGGCUGGUGAUUCUCCAACUGUGGUGACAGAAGUCGGUCCCAGGUGCCGCUGUGGAUGCGUACUACACUUAGCUCCAGCCGCGAGAUUGUUGGCAGGGUCAGCUCGCGCCUGUCCUGCAAGAUCCUUUUGGUUGCUACAAGCUGAAGAAGGACUAGUGGUGCGCCUGCGCAUGGAAGCAGUUAGACUACCAUGUGCUGGACAGGCGCUGAGGGCGCGCGAUGGAGACUCCCUGGGUUCACCUCUGCUGGCGUCUUGGGAUGGCCCUGACAGCACUGCUGUGGCUGGUGAUAUAGAAGCGACUACAGAUAGUACUGGAGUGCUGGAGAUAGCUGGUGGUCGACAUAUACUUGUUGAACUACGGUCCGGUGAUACCAGCGAACGGUGCGCUGGAGGAUUUCUUGCGCAUGCGACGCAGAUUGAACCAAUUCGCAACGUGUCAGCUGCGUGGGCCUCAAUAAGUACCACAAAUUGGUGGCACAACGGAGGCGGCGCUCGCGGCGUCGCAGUCACGUUAGCGGCCACCGCCGCUCUAGCCGCUUUAUGUUUAGCGCUGCAUUCAGCACAUCGGACUCGUGCGUACCAACGAGCUGCUGAUAAGGACUCGCUUACUGACAGCGAUGCAUGCUCAGCUUCACUAGAACUUGGUGGAGCUACAGCUGGCUCUCGAAGCACGCUCCUGUCGGAGGUGGUUGGUGGUGGGGUCUCGUUACGGCGUCUUCUACCUUCAGGGAAGACCAGGCACACGAGGCUGAGGGAUUCAGAUCGGGCUUCCGAGACUGUUGAACAGAGAGAAGAAGAAGAAGAUCAAAACACAGACGUUGAAGAACAAGCUGAUAAUAUAAGCGUUGCGAGCGCUGUGAGCGUACCCAGUGUUGUCAGUCAGGCUACUGUUACUCCGGAGUCUGUGUCUGCGAGCAGCGCACCAGUUGUCCGGAAUAACAUCGCUCUAUCACCGAUAAAACGCUCUCGUACUGUAUCUGCGACGAAUGUCAAUGUGCAAGAGGUUACUUCACCACCUCAGCAAUCAAGCAACAGUGAGACGGUGACUGCUGAGCUCAGCACAAGCAUAACGAGUAUAAGUGAGAGGGACAGUUGUAGCGAGAAAGACAGAGACAGCGUGUGGGAGAAGGAUAGGAGUGUAAGUCGCGCCUCGUCUUCUACAUCUGCUGCCACUCUCACCAACGGAUGGUACUCUCCAGCUCUCAGUGGAGUAUCAGCCGCCAGGAUCCGUGAUAAUCCUAAGCAUACAAAAGAGAGUUGCAACCGUCGUCUCCUAAAGUCUGAUCUGAGUCUGACUUCACAUCCUGAAAUGGAGAUCGACUAUUACGAUUACGAAGUUAAUAAUGCUGGUUCAGUUCCAGGCUCGUACCUCGGAAUGGAUCCGGCAUUUUUAGUCUGGAUCCCGCCUCUAGAAGAAGGAGAUAUAAUUAAGGAGAUCGACAAUAGCAAAGCACCUGUUUACGAAGAAGUGAUACCAAAAGAACUACGACCAGAUCCUGGGAGUAACACAGAGUCUCCCGAGGAACGACCUACGUCAAGCACUCUUAGAAGGAAUCCUGACAAUCGCUGCAACAGAUCUAAUGAGUCUAUCAAAUCAAUACGUAAAGUCAUUGACAGAGGAAACAUAAUAACUCCUCUUAAUUUCAGCAUAAGUGAUUUGCAAAACUCGCCAAAAUUGACAAAGAGGAAUAAAAGAAAGAAGGACGAUAAUCCCGUGACGAUACCCAUGAAAGACUUGACAUUAACCAGAUCCCCUGUAAGAGUACACAGAAGGGAAAUUAGAAGUAAUGAUUUCGAUAAUUCGUCUACUUUGAAACGAGUCAAUGAUACAGCAAGAGAAACUAAUGCAGACACAUUGAAGCGAACAGAUUUCUCAGACAUAAAGUUUGCUGAUGAAAAUUCUGAUUCGUCGAAUGAGAUCAAAUUUGCUGAUGACUCGCCAGAUAGCAAUAGACUCGUUGAUAAAUUUGAUGUCAAAGCUUAAGAAGCAGUAAGAUUUUAUAACAAUAAUCCCCUCUAUAACACGAUAUAUGCGUUCGGCGUUGUAGCAAAAUGUGUUGAACGAGUCUUCUCAUAUAACACCUUUAUAGGCGUUAUGCAAGAUUACGAAUGAAAUAAGUGCGUUUACUUAAAAUCAAACUAAGAAUAUUUUAAAUAACAAACUAAUAUACGUGUAAUUAAAAACUGUUAUAUUCAAUUAGAACAAAUAAUACCAAAAACAGUUUUAUUACAUGUUUAUUCGCUAUCAGAGCUAUCUGAAAUAAU
Achroia grisella is the source of this 3978-nucleotide messenger RNA. RefSeq lists its product as uncharacterized. The record is from RefSeq and is a predicted model, not a curated record. The coding region runs from base 392 to 3697 and encodes 1101 amino acids. Gene Ontology annotation, cellular component: cell periphery. The transcript has 21 exons. Lineage: Eukaryota; Metazoa; Arthropoda; Insecta; Lepidoptera; Pyralidae.